AUGUUUUUUAAGAGUGAAAACCCUGAUAUUGGUGGUAUACCUAUAGUACUAGAUAUUGCCGAUGAUCUAAUAACAGGCCCUGACGGUUUUAUAAAUCAAGGUGAUAUUCAGUCAUUAACGCAAGUUGCGGAAAAUUUGACAACUCCAUCCUGUGGUACAGAUAUCGGCGUUUCGCUGCAGCCAGAUUUCGUCAAAACUGUUCUAAAUGCUUCUGUUGACGGCCGGGCAAUACUAGCUGCAGGCAAACAAAAUAAUAUACUCAAAAAAGCGCAGAGAAAAGAACUAUCUAGGCUUUCAAUCAGGCAAAUGCUGGCCAAUGAUCCAGCUUACAAAAUACAGAGCGUGACUUUCACCCGAAUCGCCCUUCAAAUAGUUUCCAUAUUCUCUAAGGAGUCUGCCUCUCUUUACUGCGCUUCAUAUCUAGCUGCGUCUAAAUAUCAGAAGAAGAAAAACGCCAGCGGCGUAUUAUAUGAAGCGUAUAUUUCGCGACGCAGGAAACUAAGAGAAUUAGGUGUACUUCCUCGAGGAAGAUCAAGGAGUAGCUCAUCUACAUCCUUGAGGCAAGAUUCUCCUAGACCAUCAACAUCGAGUGGUCCGGAACCAGAAGAACCUGGGAAGAACAAUAGUGGCAUAGCGAUACUUCUCCUGCUGCCUUAUCUAUUGAGUGUACCACCUGCAAUCAAGAAGCAGGGGAAACAAAUUUGGAAACCCUCACGAUCCGAGGUAAGGGAUGCUUUCAUAACCCAAGUUCCGACUGAGGCAGACAUACUGACGACUUCGGAGGCUCGAAAAAAUAAAUACAAAGGGUUAGGCCGAUCUUUUCAACCUUUGAUUGUCAUUGUUGGUCAAACCUUGGAAGAGGCAAACAGAUUUCAUGUCAUAGUAGAUGACAAAAUUUAUAAUUCUACUUCCGCAAUAGGGGCGGUUGACAGGGCUUUCAAAAUUUUUCAUGCAACUGGAGCUUGUUAUCCAGAAGAGGCAACCGACUUGUGGCUUUUGAUCCAAGUCGCUUUCUAUAAGAUAAGAACAAAGUACGAUAGGCUGUCUCAAUCCAUCAAACAUUUGUUGACAGACUUGGGACAACCUUUUGAAUAAUGUUUAAAUGCUAUGGCUGUCACCGAUUAUUUCAGUUGUCCUAUAGAUUAGUGAAACAUAUGAGAUCGCAGUGUGCAUCUUUGGCUGGUACUAGAGAAU
Phaedon cochleariae (mustard beetle) is the source of this 1194-nucleotide messenger RNA. The record is from the annotation of a GenBank genome assembly. NCBI's taxonomy places the organism in Eukaryota, Metazoa, Arthropoda, Insecta, Coleoptera, Chrysomelidae.